This is a messenger RNA of Passer montanus (Eurasian tree sparrow), 2508 nucleotides long. It is a transcript of the gene HNRNPH3, whose product is annotated as heterogeneous nuclear ribonucleoprotein H3. The record is from RefSeq and is a predicted model, not a curated record. Gene Ontology annotation, biological process: regulation of RNA splicing. Bases 236 to 1276 code for a protein of 346 amino acids. Gene Ontology annotation, cellular component: ribonucleoprotein complex; nucleoplasm. Gene Ontology annotation, molecular function: RNA binding. NCBI's taxonomy places the organism in Eukaryota, Metazoa, Chordata, Aves, Passeriformes, Passeridae. The transcript has 10 exons.
CCCCGCGCGAGUCGCGCGUGCGCGGGAGCCGCCCAGGCGGGUGUGAGGCGGCGCGCGGCGCGGGUAUCGCGAUAGUCGCGCGGCCCGGACGCUCCGCUGCCCGUGGGCGCUGCGCAGGUGAGGGCCCGCCGGACGGCUCGGCAGCGAGCGAGGAGGCGCGUCCUGCCCGGCCAGGGAGGCUGCCGGGGCACGGCCAGGGGUGCGCGAGGGACUCGCGGAUUUAAAUUAAGCAAAAAUGGACUGGAGUGGAAAACACAAUGGGCCUAAUGAUACAACCAAUGACGGAACGGUGGUACGACUCCGAGGCCUGCCUUUUGGUUGCAGCAAAGAAGAGAUUGUGCAGUUUUUCCAAGGGUUGGAAAUCGUGCCAAAUGGGAUAACAUUGACGCUGGACUACCAGGGGAGAAGCACAGGGGAGGCCUUCGUGCAGUUUGCUUCAAAGGAGAUAGCAGAAAAUGCUCUGGGGAAACACAAGGAAAGAAUAGGGCACAGAUACAUUGAAAUCUUCAAAAGUAGUAAGAGCGAAAUCAGAGGAUUCUCUGACAUGCCAAGAAGAAUGAUGGGACAACAGCGACCUGGACCAUAUGAUAGACCAUUAGGAGGAAGAGGGGGUUAUUAUGGAGCUGGGCGUGGAAGUAUGUAUGACAGAAUGCGUCGAGGAGGUGGUGGAUAUGACGGUGGAUAUGGUGGCUUUGAUGAUUAUGGUGGCUAUAAUAACUAUGGCUACGGAAACGACGGCUAUGACGACAGAAUGAGGGAUGGGAGAGGUUUUCCAAUAGGCAUGGGAGGACAUGGCUAUGGAGCUGGAGAUGCAGGGUCGGGGUUCCAUGGUGGCGGUCAUUUUGUUCACAUGAGAGGGCUGCCUUUCCGAGCCACGGAAAACGAUAUUGCUAACUUUUUCUCACCACUGAACCCUAUAAGAGUUCACAUUGAUAUUGGAGCAGAUGGAAGAGCUACAGGAGAGGCAGAUGUGGAGUUUGUAACUCACGAGGAUGCAGUGGCUGCCAUGUCCAAGGAUAAGAACCACAUGCAGCAUCGGUAUAUUGAACUGUUCCUGAAUUCUACUGCUGGAGGUGGCUCUGGAAUGGGAGGCUAUGGCAGAGAUGGAAUGGAUCAAGGUUACGGCUCUGUUGGUAGAAUGGGAAUGGGUAGCAAUUACAGCGGUGGAUACGGAACUCCUGAUGGCUUGGGGGGAUACAGUCGUGGCAGUGGAAAUAGUGGAGGAUACUAUGGGCAAGGCAGCAUGGGUGGAGGAGGAUGGCGUGGGAUGUAUUGAAGGAUAGCCUUGCUUCUGCAGAACAUCUUGGAAGAAACAGUCUCUGGUCUACUAGACUUUCUUACAAAAUUUAAUUUCUUUUGUAUUUUAAGAACUUUAUAAUGACUGAAGGAAUGUGUUUUCACAAUAUUAUUUGGUAAGCAACAGAUUGUGAUGGGAAAAUCUGUUUUCUGUAGGUUUUAUUUGUUGCAUACUCUGACUUUAAAUAAAUUUUUAUAUUCAAACCACUGAUGUUGAUACUUUUUAUACUAGUUACUCCUAAGGAUGUAUUACAUAUUCAAGACUACAGUCGGUUUAAAAUGUUGUACUAUGGUUCCAUAAAGGUGGUUGUACUGUAACUCCUAUGAACACUGAUUCAGUUCUAUGUAAUCCUGGUCUAGUGAGCAAAUUUAAACAUUAACUUGUUUAAGGGGAGAAGGGUAGAUGAGUAGAUAGUUGAUUUGGUAAUUACUUUCCUAAAUCCUUUUGCUAAGUUGUAUGUAGUAACUGCAGUGCAGCAGAAAGCUGUGGAGGCUCAGUCGUUGUUCCUCCUGCUGCCAGCAUCCCCAGCAAAUGCACAGCUGCUGUAAAGAAGCAGCACCCCCGUCUGCCUCCACAACACCCUGCAGCCACGUUUAUUUCCACCUUGCUGGAGUGGUUGGAGCCUGCAUUUCACACAGGGGACCUGCAAGUCUGACUGAAACACGAGCACAGCUUUUAGCUAGCAUAGGUCAAGUACUAGUUCAUUUGAUGCUUUUUACUUAGUAUUGUUUUCACAAACACGCUUUUAGGAAGAGUGGGGGAUUUGGAAGCAAGUUACUUCUUUUCUUUCUUGAAUUUAUUGUAUUUAAACAUGGUUCAGCAUUUUCUUUCACUGCACAGAGCUGAUUUGUCUGUAUUUGUUCAAAGUUUGCCAAGCCAUUCUACAUAGGAGCUCAUUAGAAGCCAAGAUCUCUAAAAUAUCUAUAGGCCCAAUACUUCUUCAGGAACACACAACCCAAACACGCUGAUAAAACUUUGUGCAUUUGUGACAUGUAAGAUAUGUAAGAAACUUACUGUUUGAAGACACUUAACAUACCUGAUGUGUUAAUGGAAAAAGGUAUUUAUUCUUCUGAGCCAGUGUGAUCUCCCAAAUUAACUGCUUUGUCCUCAAUGCCUCCCUUAAAAUGUCAAAUGUGAUCUUGGGUAUUGCAAGUCUGUCACCUGUUUUGCUAGUACUGUGUUAUAUCUGUAAUAAAUGUCUUCUUGUGGGA